Messenger RNA from Papaver somniferum (opium poppy), 765 nucleotides. RefSeq names its product trafficking protein particle complex subunit 2-like protein. Gene Ontology annotation, biological process: endoplasmic reticulum to Golgi vesicle-mediated transport. Gene Ontology annotation, cellular component: nucleus; TRAPP complex; cytoplasm. The transcript has 5 exons. The record is from RefSeq and is a predicted model, not a curated record. NCBI's taxonomy places the organism in Eukaryota, Viridiplantae, Streptophyta, Magnoliopsida, Ranunculales, Papaveraceae. The coding region runs from base 123 to 554 and encodes 143 amino acids.
UCUCUCUCUAAAGAGAAAAAGUUUUCCUCACUGGGUGACCACAUAGUAACAGAUCUCCCCUUUCGUCUUUUCAAAUGCCUCAACGACAAACGAAAUUUCUGAUUUAAACCGGCAACUCUAAAAUGAUCGUCUGCGUUGCCGUCGUCGGCCACCAGAAUAAUCCAUUGUAUUUGCAAAGCUUCACUGAAGCUGAUGAUGCCCUAAAACUUCAUCAUAUUGUUCACUGUUCUUUGGAUGUUAUUGAUGAACGAGUGAACAAUCCAAAAAAAAUUGGUUCAAUGUUGAAUGAGACUUUUCUUGGUCUUCUUUAUCCAACAGAAAAUUACAAAGUGUAUGGAUAUCUGACUAAUACAAAGGUGAAGUUUAUUCUGGUCACAAGAGAUCUAGAUGUCAGAGAUGCGGAUGUGAGAAAUUUUUUCAGAAGGUUCCACACUGCAUACGUUGAUGCAGUUUCAAACCCGUUUCACGAACCAGGGAAGAAAAUAACCUCGAGGAUUUUUGCUCAAAGAGUCAGUACCAUCGUCAAGUCCUUUGGGUUGGGUGCAGCUGUGUAAGUAAGAGCAGACCUUCUUGGAGGCCUUUACUUGAAACUGGUGAAGAUUUUCUGUCAUUGCACUUCAUUCCCUGCAUUUGUACUUGGCCACUUUCAUUUUGUAUAAAGCAGAACUUGAAACAGAGUUUACAUUUCCUGAAUGCAAUUACCUGAAUUUUAAUUGAUUAAACAAUCUUAUAACAGUAGAUAUCAUUUCGUGAUUGAAGUAUAAG